UUUAGCAUGGAACUAAAGGAUGUAAUGGAGGCGAGAUAGAGAGGAUAUGCAGUGUUUAUGUAAUGCUAUUUUAGGACACCUGCUCUGGUCUAAACAUAUUUCAUCUUUUAUUUCCUUCUUUAAACCUGUUAUUACUCCCCCCCACCGUACAAUCUCGCCGCUCCAUGCUAACUUGCUCACUUCAUCUCAAUCACACGGCGAAACACGCACGCUCACGUACAGCCUCUGCCGCGCGCUCACACACUCGAUCGCUUGCUCUGCUGCUCUCCUGCCUCCCCCCACACGCACACAUAUACACUCACACACGCACAUAUACACACACCCCUUUCAUAAGGUGCUGGCAGCAGCAGUGUUAGCAGAAGCGACGAUAGCAGCAUUGAAAGAGGAGGAAGCCUCGGAGACAAGAUGUAGUCGUGUGAAUGAACGCGUAGCCUCGCAGCGCCGUCCUCCUUUACUGUGGAAUUACUGCGGAACAAAAGAGGAGGACCAUUAUUCUGCAUCUGCAAUUGCCGUUUUUCUACCUACCCCUCCAUCGCGCUUUUUCCGCCCUCCCCUCGCGCGUGGCGUCGUUUUCAACGGAGGCUAGUGGCAGAGCUGGGGAGGAGGGAGGCUGACACGGGCUCGUCUGCAGACUGAGAUCACCAAAGCUUCGAGGUCACCUCAGAGGCCAUUCCGUUGUUUCUUCUUUUUUUCCCCACUCCCCCUUUUUUCUCUUUCCCAGGCGGGCCUUUUGUUUUUCAGCAGACUUGUCCGAGGGGGUUGCCGCCGCUGUGCUGAAUUGGGCUAUUGUUGAACAGGCAGGCCUCUAUCUCGCUCUCUCUCUCUCUCUCUCUCUCUCUCCCUCCAAAAUACACUCCUUCCCUCAUCCACCUCUCCUCCUCCUCUGGCUGCCACUUGUCACUCCAUCCUUUCAUUGUGAUGCACCUUGCUUAAACUUGUAUGUGUAUUCAUCCAUACGCACGCGCCAUCCGGAACCAUCUUCACGUUUCUCCUUGUCUUCCACCGCCGCCUCCCCAUUGCCCUGCUUUUUUGCCAUCCCCGCAGUGCCUCAGAGUUAGCGACGUAAUGUGCCCUUCGUGGCAUGUGAAUCCGGAUGUUUGGCAGGGGAUCGGCGGGAUACAUUCAAGCCAAGGGUGAUGCCUCGGAGGACAGCCCGGCCCAGCGCUCCCACGCCCACCUCGAGCCAGCCCGCCUGUCACUGAGCACGCCCGCGUGUCAUCCCCAGUUUGUGUGUGUAUGUGUGCGUGCGCGCGUAUGUGUGUAUAUGUGUACGCACGUGUGCAUGUGCGAGAGCGCCCUUAUCAUGACUCAAGCCUGAUCCCUGGACUGGGGUGUCCCCUGCAAAUGUGGGGGAGGGACUGAACCUCAGGUUGCUCCCCACCCCCUCCCUCCCUUUACCCCCUUCCCUCUCUCCCCCUUCCCCCUUCUUUCGUGGGUAACCUGCCCAGCAUGAAGAAGACCCGCAGCACCAACCUCAGGCGGGCAUGGCCCGGCUCGGAUCUAUCGGAGCGGGCCUUGGAGCGCAUUCGCUCUCGUAGUGAGAAGGACUACCACCACCAUAAGCACUUUCCACCCGCCCCUCCUCCAACCCACAUCUCCCCUUCUCCACGGGGCUACAUAACACCAGGCGAUGUAUCUCCUAUCAGUAUGUCACCCAUCAGUCAGUCUCAGUUCAUCCCACUGGGAGAGAUUCUGUGCCUGGCCAUCUCAGCCAUGAACUCUGCCCACAAGCCUGUCACACAAGAUGCGCUGAUGGAGCACCUUUCCACCUGCUUUCCAGGUGUACCCACUCCGAGUCCAGAAAUCCUGCGGCACACACUGAACAUGUUGGUACGGGAGAGGAAGAUCUAUCCCACACCAGAAGGUUACUUCAUUGUUACCCCACAGACCUACUUCAUCACCCCCUCCCUCAUCCGCACCAACAGCAAGUGGUACCACCUGGAUGAGCGGCAUCAAGAUCGACAACAGCAACAACAACAACUUCAGCAGCAACAACAGCCAACCCCGCAACAGCAAUGUACAUCACCACAAUCCGGAACCAUCACUCCAUCCACCUCUGGCUGUGUGCGAGAAAGGCCUAACCCUAAGAACCACAGUGAAUCCUAUAAUACAUACCGUGAUGAGGUGACCAACCUACAUACAUCCACAAGUCAAAGGAAGUCCCCAAAGGAACCCAAAGGAGAUCCCCCUUCAUACCCACAACCCCCACCCCCUCCGCCUGCCAUUCAGCACCCCCCUGACCCCACAGACAAAUGCAAAAGCAUGACAGCCACUAUUUCUUACAAGACAGACACACUGACCAAGAAGAAGGAGGGCAAUGGUGGGGGCAGCAGUGAGAGGCAAUCUAAAAAGUUUGGGCUGAAGCUGUUCCGCUUGAGCUUUAAAAAGGACAAGACCAAACAACUGUCCACCUUUUCAGCACAGUUCCCUCCGGAAGAGUGGCCUCUAAGGGACGAGGACACGCCAUCAGCCACAGCUAUCCCUCGUGAGGUGGAGAUGGAGAUCAUCCGCCGCAUCAACCCGGACCUGACGGUGGAGAACGUGGCCCGCCAUACAGCCGUCAUGAAGCGGCUGGAGGAGGAACGUGCUCAACGCUGCAAGGCCAGCUCGUCUGCACAGCACAGUGCCCGCAGUCGCCGCAGUCGAGGCCACCGGCGCGUGCCUCAUGGGAAGUCGCGUUCGCACAGCAAGACACGGGCUUCUAGGGGAGACCCCUCUGAAGGCCCCAAUCUCGAACUUCAGGCAGUUAGUCUGGAAAGGGACUAUCGUUUUUUUAGCCACUCACUAGUACGUUCGCCAAGAGAGGGAAUGUACACGGUGGAACGCAGGAGUGGUGGUGCCUACCUUGUCCACAGCAAUCCCAACAUUGCUGAGUCGCACUUUCCUGUUACCCCAGAGUGGGAUGUAUCGGGGGAGCUUGCAAAGAGGCGGACAGAGAUGCCUUUCCCCGAGCCUUCACGUGGGACGUCGCAUUCAAGGGUGCACCGUAGCCACAGCCACACGCAGGACCGCAAGUCACGCAAUGAGCGGUCUGAUAAGGCUAAAGAGCGAUCACGUUCUAUGGACAACUCCAAGGGCCCACUGGGAGGUGGGAGCGCCACACUUGGCACAGCUGAGGAUUAUGACCGCAGUCCAGAUGACAGAAGCCGUUAUUAUACUGAUGAUGGGACGCUGAGGGCCUCCUCACAAAAGGCCCCGCACUACUCGUGCAUCAUGUUCUCUGCUGCCAAGUUCAGUUCUGAAAUGUCAGUACCUGACAUGGGCAAAUUGAGCCUGGAUGAAGCAAGGCUUUGCAGCCCUCUUGAACGAAAUAAGAGUAGGGACAGCUUGCCAGCCUACAGUGACCUGAAGGCCCUAUCGCCAAAGCCUUUGGCUGAUGACUACUUCCAGUGCAAUACAUCGAAUGAAACAAUCCUUACUGCCCCACUGCCCCUGGGCAGAUCUGACCAUGACACUUUAACCCCAUCUGACGGAAUACGCAAGGGCUCUCCCGCUGACCGGCAGACACCGCACCUCACCUCGCCUCACCCCUUGGAGUACAAGGAGGACUCCUCCACCAAGGGCCACAAUGGUUCUGGCAAACCCACACCAAGCCAGACCCCUGAGCCUAUGCCCAAUGGACGUUUGAUACAGCACCAACACAACACUGACCCUGGGGGUGGCGGAGGUGGGGGUAGCACUGGUGGUGGGGUGGACAAGAGGAAAGAGAUUUUCAGUAAGGACACUUUGUUCAAACCGCCACACAAUAUUUUAACUGUGAGCUAUGUGGACGUCGGCUACUCAAAGUCAGGCACUUUGCGAAAGACUCCUCAUAUGAAAUCAUCUGAGGUCAUCGAUGCUCUGGAGACCCAAGAGUCGUCUAACUCCGCCCCUUUGUCCGCUUCUGCUCCGGCACCCACAGCCUCGGAACAGGGUGCCCCCUCAACAUCUGAGGCUGCUUUUGACUAUUACAACGUGUCAGAUGAUGAUGAUGAGGAAGUGGAAGAGGCCUCCCAUAAAGAGGCAGCACCAACGGAGGCAAAGGGUCGGGCAGGGGCUGGGGAGGGUGGCGGAGGAGGAGGGACAAUGCAGUGGUUGCUAGAACGGGAGAAAGAGCGGGAUCUGCAGCGGAAGUUUGAGAACAAUUUGACUCUGCUUAGCCCUAAGGAGAGCGAGAACAAUAACACCCAGAAGUCGGCUCACUCAGCACGGCUGGACAGCAUGGACAGCAGUAGUGUGACUGUGGACAGUGGGUUUAACUCGCCUCGCACACGAGAAAGCUUGGCAUCCAACACCUCAAGCAUCGUGGAGAGUAACCGGCGACAGAAUCCGGCCCUAAGCCCAGGCCACAUGGGUACCACCAGCAUCGCCCCCCCAUUCAGCUUCCGCGCAAUCCCACAGCCCCCUACCACGCAAUCUGAGAAACUGCAGAAAUCCCCCAACUGCCUUGCCUCUAUCACCAGCGUCUGACCUGGGCCCAUCUGGGGUAACGUAAGGCCAGGGUGAUCUGCAACGUUGGGGUGCCUCAGUGCAGGAGGUUGGAUGACUCCCUCCAUCAAGCACCUCGACUACAUGGGGACUGUUAAACCCACAGGCAUGACUUCCAGAGACUGUUCCUACAGCAUAAAAAAGGUCACUGCAAAAAAAAGGAAAAAAGAGGAAAAAAAGGAAAUUUCUCAUCAUAGGAUUUACCUUAACAAGCAAUUAAUCAGGAAAUUCUCCAGUUGGAAUCAAUCAUUUUUUUCAAAGUAGUCUUGAAGUAACUGGUAAUUUAACAAUGCUUUAUUUUCCGCAGUAUUUUUUGUCAGUCACAGAUUAGAGAUCAUCUUGCCAAUGGAUCGCGUUGUGCACGCAUUAAGAAAUAGAUGCUGAUGUGCAGGUCUAACGUUUUACAGAGGAAGAUUUGUGAUAUUGGUCAACAAGUUUAAAAAUGAGGCAUAAAAGCUCUCAUCUGAGCAACACUGAAUUCAUUGUUCGUUGUAUGAUAUUCCUAAAAACAAACCCAUUUGUCAUGACGCUAUUAGCUACAUGGUAAAACAAUAAGAUGUACACUCACAUGCUUGAUACAAACAAUACAUAGACUGAAUUAGCGAAAAAAUGAUCUCGUUCUGAAAUUAAAAUAUUUAUUUAGGAAAAAUGACUUUUUUUAACCCAAGUUUAUUGUGCACACAAGUUCUUUGUAUGCCACUUACCUAAUGGAUUCCUUACCUGGCUCAUUAAAGUUAUAUCCAUAUUUAAUCUCAGGUCAUGAAUAGUUACUCUCCUAAGAAGAGAUGAAAUCUCAUCUGUCAGACUGGAAUCAUGUUUCUCUGGAUUUUUUCACCAAAUAUUUGUUUCUUAAGGGAAUGAAACACUAUUAGUGGACAAAAAUGUAAAUGAUUUCUAUUUGGUCAUAACAUUGCUCAUACGUUUUAUUUAAUGUGAAGGUCAUUUUCAUUUUAUUCCCUGUAGAACUAAAAAAGACAAAACAUCAGGUGUUUUGCGCCAGCGUGAAUCAGAUACAAGUUUUACAGCAGCGUGAAUCAGAUACCUAGUCUCAUGAACCAGAACACUUGUGUAUGUCAUUGUUGGUUUGGAAACAUGCUUGUCUUCUGUGUAGCUCAAUGGCUCUAUUUGUUGCUGCGAGAGAUGGAUGUCAGAAAUGGCAGUGUCGGAAACAGGGGUUCUCUGUCUAGAACGUCCAUAGCUCCAUGGAAAGAUCAUGCAGUUCUCUUCCUUUGGGCCGGUGGGGAGACUUGGCCCCUUUGCUGCUCUGAUAAAACCUUUAUUUUCUCACAUUUUCUCAAUUUAAACCAUAGUGAAUAAAUUUUUUCCAUGGGAUUUGUGCUGUUUUGGACAAUUACUCGAACCCCGACCUGAGUGAAAACUACAGUCCACAGAUAAUCUGGUUUAAAAUCGUGCUACAGCAAACACAUUACAUGUAUCAUCUCGACCCCUUGUUUUUGUUCAGUGUUUGUUUCAGGUUAAAGCAGAUGAUUCAAUGAAGGUAUGUACAAAUAAUUUGCUCCACUGUUAUUUCUUUUCAAUGUCAGAGAUGGAAAUGGAUCACAUACCGUUUUGAACUGCCGUGUCAUAUAUAAAGCUCAGGUCCAUGAGCGAAGGCCCAAGAUCGAAUUAAACAUGAAAAUACUUGAUUUGAACAUUUGGACUAUGGCUUUAACUGUUUGGCAUGACAUCUCAAGAGUGCACCAGAACUAAUGGCCUUGUCCCUUCUGGCAGUGACUCGGUGAGAAUCGGGAAAGAGAGCAGAGCUCAUGUCACAUCCAUUGGUGCUAUUAUGUGGUGAUCCUCCCUUUUUCUGUUCUUUUUGUUCUCUAUGCCCUCCAUAUGGACUCCAUUGCUUUUGAUGAGUGUUCAGGUGGAUUUUCUCCAACGGGACUUCUUGUUGUGUUUGAGUCAAAGACGCUCAGCUCACUCCCUCUCGCUCGAACAUUAUGAACACACAAACACAUACACCUGCAAUCAGCCAUGCAAACAACCCCACAUACAUGCACAUAACUAGCUACCUCCACCACCUGUGUAACAACAACGUAGGGACGUGUACAGAUUUGGAUUCUUUGCUUGUGGAACACAGCGCUAACAACCUCUUCUCUGUGAAUGUUGACAAGGAGCGGCGGACAUUGUAACUAAGAGGACUUAUUCUAAAUAAUCAGUAUUAAGUGCUGUAGUUUAAACUCGAUUUUUCUCAGUUUAUGACAGAAGUGUCUUUUACUUAUUUGCAAAUUGUGUAUAAGCCUGUCAAGCACCGCAUUAACAAACAUUUACAUUUUCAGUUCUCUGCUGUUCAAUUCUAGUUUAUUUGCAAUGCUACUAGACAGAGGCAACGGUCACAUCACAUUCACAUCCCAUAUUCCAGAUGAAAUGAGCACCUUAAUAGAUUCAAUAUUCCAAAUCACAACCGACUUUCUGGCAAUACUGAGUCAGGUCGCCCACCUAAUAUUUAUGAGGUCAUUGGUUAGGGUCCAGGCAGCCUCUUAGACCCUCUUAUUGGAGGUGGGAUGAAGUUUAUCCUAAAGACAAGAGCCUCAUAUAUAAUUGUAUAUCAUUCCUAGACAUCCUAAGAUCAACAUUUGACUGAGCAAGCACCUCAUAACAUCUAUAAAUAGAUCUACAAAUGGAUCAUUUAUAGAAUCUUUUUGACAACGCUUUACUUACAACACAAAUCAAAUGAAUCCAUUCAAAUUAUAUGAUGGUUUAGUGACAUAUAGUCUAACUUUGUGUUCUUUUACUUAGUAAAACUCUGAUUUUUCUCUCACAUAUUGUGAAAUUUAGUUUUAUUUCAGUCUCCUCCUCAUCUGAUAAUCAUAUUUCUCUUUGGUUUCUUGCUUUGGUUAUUGAUAGACGAAAGGGAGUAAUGCAGCCAAGACUGCCUUGUAAAAAACAUGUUUGCACUGAAAUGCCUGGCCUCUGGUUGCUGUUAAGUUCAUCCAAGACGGAUGCUUUGUUUAUAUUGUAAAAUAUUUCAUAUGAAAUAAAAAUGACCAUGAAAUGUCUUCCCUUAACAUUAUGGAUUUUAGAACCACGUCAGACAACAUUGUUUCUAAAUGGUGACAGUGUACAGUAUCAUACUGUAAAUGAAAUCAAUCUGCCAUGCUUAGUAUAACUUCAAAAGAAAACUGAAAGAUACGAGGGAUCUUUUUGUAAUGUCUAUAAUAUUUGAAAAGAAGUCCCUAUUUGUGUAGUAAUGGUGUUUCAUUGUUGUGGUAGUGUAUGUGAUAAACCCAGUUGGGAGAUUGUGUUACUUUUUAAGACAAUAAAAUAACAUGU
Molecule: messenger RNA, 7746 nt
Organism: Triplophysa rosa
Lineage: Eukaryota; Metazoa; Chordata; Actinopteri; Cypriniformes; Nemacheilidae
Gene: stox2a
Product: storkhead box 2a
Exons: 4
Coding region: 1450-4449 (999 amino acids)
Biological process (GO): positive regulation of transcription by RNA polymerase II
Cellular component (GO): nucleus; cytoplasm
Molecular function (GO): RNA polymerase II transcription regulatory region sequence-specific DNA binding; DNA-binding transcription activator activity, RNA polymerase II-specific
Source: RefSeq, a predicted model, not a curated record